Molecule: messenger RNA, 595 nt
Organism: Stegostoma tigrinum
Lineage: Eukaryota; Metazoa; Chordata; Chondrichthyes; Orectolobiformes; Stegostomatidae
Product: fatty acid-binding protein, brain-like
Exons: 3
Coding region: 19-417 (132 amino acids)
Biological process (GO): fatty acid transport
Cellular component (GO): nucleus; cytosol
Molecular function (GO): fatty acid binding
Source: RefSeq, a predicted model, not a curated record
GUAAUUUGAUCUGCACUCAUGGAACGUUUUUUGGGCACCUGGAGGCUGGUGGACACCCAGAAUUUCGAUAAUUACAUGAGAGAACUGGGAGUGGACUUUGCAACCCGACAGGUGGGCAACGUCCUAAAACCCACCACAAUCAUCAAAGUAGAUGGUGAUAAUGUUAUCCUGCAAACCAAGAGCACCUACAGAAGCACAGAAAUUAUCUUCCAGCUUGACAAACCAUUCAACGAACAUACAGCUGACAACAGAGAUUGUAAGAAAGAGAAGCCAGUGGGAAGUCUGAUUCAAACCAGCAGCAGGGCAGUUUUGUUUGGACUGAAAUGGAAAGAAAUCUUUUUGUUUCACCAGUGCAAGUAUAUAGGGGUGGAAAAAGCUUUUGAGCUUCGCUUUGUGCUCAAUGAGAAAUGUCAGUGAGUUAGCCUGUAUCUGUAUGUCCCUAUCUCUGGGAGAGAUGUAAAGAAUCAAAUUGCUGAAUGUUUAAAGUUACCGAAAACGAGUGCUUGUGACCUCAUCUGUUGAGAAGUUAAAGAAUGAAGCUAGGAAUGUUGCCUCACUGAUUAAUUGUCUAUCUGUAAAGAAUGUUGCUGGAAAA